GACCUUGAGAAGUGGCGCUGACUCGAAAUCCUACAACUGUACAAUAGCUAAAUGGGAUCUAAUAGUAGUAGUCUUGUGAAUGUUUCUGAGGAUGAGCCAUUACAAAAGUUUGUUGGACUAGAAGAAAUACCACCCGACAGUGAUUACUGGAAAGAGUUUUUGUCUUCAGUCAGUUCACUGACGUUUGUUAAAAGAUCUUAAAAAGAAUAAUCUCUGCUCCCACAACAUUCCCAAUCUCACUCAGUUCCUCAUAUCACAGAUGUCAGAACUGAUGGGAUGCUCAGUGAUAUGCGAAGAUACUAUUUUGACUGUCCAAAAUGGGCUCCUUAUUCUCCGUCUAUCGGUAAAGUAUCUCAUGGAACACAGUUCCGAAGCCAGGUUUUUUUCCCAUUUUACCGUAACUUCAUCAGAGGAUCGACAUUGUUUAUCUGUAAUCGAAUGCUUGUUCCCUGCGCUUUUUAAGCUUAUUACUACUCUGCCUAUACAGGACAAUACCUACCUGUUACAUUGUGAAGCACACUUGUUGUGUAUAGUUUUACUUUCUCGUCAAAUGUAUAAAGAAUUGUCUGCUCCUUUGCCGCAAAUUUACGUUUCUGUCGUUUGGGGAAAGUGUGCACCUCUUGCUCCUGCUUUGGUUUGCCGUUUGAUAUCUAACUUCUCAGAGAAUCGACCUGUUCCCUCACUGUUGCAUGGCAUCGAACAAUAUAGUUUGAUUUGGCGGGCAGCAUCGUCGAUUGCAGGUGGUUUGCUCACCAUUGUCACGCUUGGUGGCUAUUUUAGUCGCAGCACUAACACCUCAACAAAGUUUGAGACACUGAAUAAUUCUCAUGUUACGAUUGUAGAACCAGCGAAAGUUACUCCUGCCACCGAUCUUAUAACAUCUGAAUCAACUACCAAAUCUGUUGACCAAUGUUAUUUAUUAUCAAAUGUCAGCUCAUUACUAUUGUUAGUACUUACUACUCAGGCUGGAUCUAUUGAGAAAUCACUAUCAAUGUAUUCUGAAAAUGGUAUUAAAGACUCCAAUCCUUUAGGCCGUAAUCCAUACAGAAAUACACUUUUUUGUUUACAAGAUGAAACUAUCCAAAAGAAUCAAGUGGAUUCCAUUAUGGACUCAACUCAUGUACUACCCAAGUCAACGCCUCGAUUACAACCAGGUGGGGCUACAUUGAAUGGACAUUUGAAUAUUGUAACCCAUUCGUCAUCACCUUACAUAAAUUUCACUGCAAUCUGUGAUACAGCUGCUUCAACUUUAUCACAAGAUAGUAGCCCGUUGCUGUUAUACCUUUUGUUACAUCGAAAUGCAAACUUUCAUACAUUCAUUAUGCAAGAUAGAGGAUAUGAGAAAUUAUUACCACCACUAUUAAAUAUUCUCUACAAAUCACAAUCACAUAACUCACAUCUCGUCUAUAUGGCGUUAAUUCUGCUACUUAUAUUUACUGAGAAUGAACAAUUUGGACGGGAAAUACACACAACAGAAAUCAAAUGGGUUCAGUGGUCAGCAAAUCGUCGACUAUCAAAUGUUUCCUAUGGGAGUUUAACUGUUUUAGUGCUUUGUCGUACCAUUCAGUAUCAUUUAAAUCAAUUAAAGGACAAAUACCUUCAUGUGAAUAUUUUGGCAGCUUUGGCUAAUUUGUCGCCGCGAAUCACCAAACUUCAUCCAUAUGCUUGUGAUACAUUAGUCAAUCUUCUACAAUUAUUAAUCAAGCGUCAUAAUAAAACUGUCGAUGUUCUGCGUAAAAUGUCUGAUGAUGACCAAUCACAGUCAGUUGGUGAAGUUACCAAACUGUUAUCUCAUAUAUCACUCACAUCAUCUUCCACUACAGAGGAGGAAAUGGUUCAAGAGUUAGCUUUGUUAGAAGAAGUUAUUCGAAUGUUAUUGGAAAUUAUUAAUUCAAUUCUAACUCAUACAAUGGUAUCUAAUCCCGAUUUAAUAUACUCUUUAUUAUAUAAGAAGGAUUCAUUUGCUCCUUUACGUUCACAUCCGGCAUUUCAGAGUGUGCUACAAAAUAUUGACAUUGUGUUAACACAUUUCUCAAAGAAAAUUGAAGCGGAACUAGGACCUCAGCCAACCCAACCACAGUCUGUUAUGCAAGUAAUUCAGAAAUAUGCCGGCAAUACUCAACGAAGUUGCAAUUUAAAGAAAUUUCCAGAUCUGAAAUUUAAGUAUGUUGAAGAAGAAUCUCCUGAUGAAUUUUUCAUACCUUAUGUUUGGUCUGUUGUACUUCGACAGUCUGGGAUACACUUCAAAUCGGAGUCAUUACUGUUGUUUGGUAGCGAUACUCGGACCAAAAAUGAUGCAUAUGAAAAUAAUGUUGAUGAUGACGACAAUGAUACUCAGCUGAAUCACGGUUUAUCAACACAUAAUCAAGUGGUUGCAUAGGGUUUUCGAUAAACUGGUUGUUGGAGCAGCACUAUGUUUGUGAGUGAAUGAACAAAUCUCACUUUCAUAUAAUCCAUAGUGUUGUUAUUGAUGAUAACGAUGAUAACAAUAAUAAUGACUUUGUUGGGAAUUUUCGUUAUGGAUAUCCCAUUAUCAGCUGUCUGUGAUCAAAUUUCAUUGUUUCGUCUUGUUUUUCCUGUUUCUCUUCUUCACAUUUUGUUUUGUUUUUAGAUAAGUUAUUGUAGGCGUGUUUUAAAAAAAAAACAUUUAACUAAGGCGAAAACGUGUGAUGAACAAUUUUGUUAUUUUACCUAUGGAGAUCGAAAUGUAAUAAAAAGGUUGUUUUAAAAUUGUUUUACGCUCUAUAUACUAUACCAUCAACUGAAUCCUAUUGCAUUUAGUUAGAAAUCAUUGAUUGUACCAUUCAUUGUCAUCUAGUUUUCAUUUUAUCGACGAACAACUGCUCAGAUACUCAUUUCCAGCAUGCGCAUAUAUUUGAUGCGCACCAGAUAUAUUUUUGCGUGUUUAAAGGCGUGACUCAACUUUUAGGCAGAGUUAAUUGUUUAAGAAACGUGCACGUCCAAUCGAGCACCCAGCGACCCCUCGUACAGUAGGCAAUGGAC
Molecule: messenger RNA, 3003 nt
Organism: Heterobilharzia americana
Lineage: Eukaryota; Metazoa; Platyhelminthes; Trematoda; Strigeidida; Schistosomatidae
Source: the annotation of a GenBank genome assembly